Molecule: messenger RNA, 546 nt
Organism: Plasmodium cynomolgi strain B
Lineage: Eukaryota; Apicomplexa; Aconoidasida; Haemosporida; Plasmodiidae
Exons: 1
Source: RefSeq, a predicted model, not a curated record
AAUCUUAUCUUACAAACCCACCUUGUUUUAUUUUAAUUAUAAUGAGGAACAUCACAAACCAACGAAUUUAAUGAUAUUACAUAUAUUUAUUGAUAACGUUGAUACCUUUGAAAGUAUGUUGAAAAAGGUAAAUAAUCCAGAUGUCUGUUCAUUAAAAAGAUAUAUAUAUGAAUGUAUAGGGAUAUAUAAAGAUAUGAAUUGGGAGUACUGCUCUGGAAGAAAUUAUACGGAAGAUGAAAACCGAAAAUCAUGUGCUAUAAUAAAUAAGUUUAAUGAGUUGUAUACGUCAUUUAUUUCUAAUGAAGGAGUAAUAACUCAUGAUUUUCCAACGUUGUCUUCUAGUACUUCUUUAUUUGUUCUUCCUGGUUGUCCAUUAGAAGGGAACUAUUAUGAUUCAUUAUUCGAUGAAACACAAGUAGGUACUCCUAUAACACAGGGUGUAUCCGGAGCUUUUGGUGCAAUGGCAGGAAUAUCAUCAAUUUUAGCGUUAUUAUAUAAGGUUUUUAUAAUCUACAUUCAAAUAUAUGAACAAUAUUUAAUCAUAUG